Messenger RNA from Branchiostoma belcheri (Belcher's lancelet), 1341 nucleotides. RefSeq lists its product as uncharacterized. Lineage: Eukaryota; Metazoa; Chordata; Leptocardii; Amphioxiformes; Branchiostomatidae. The record is from RefSeq and is a predicted model, not a curated record. The coding region runs from base 87 to 707 and encodes 206 amino acids. The transcript is spliced from 3 exons.
GACUGAACAGAUAAAAUGUGCUUCAGGAUUUCAACUUUAUUUCAGAACCGCCAGUGAUUCCUAUAACCAGUCCCCCGGUCCCCGUGAUGUCCCAGCCGCGGCCGGACAGGUCCUCAGACGAUAUUCUGACCCAGCUUCGCGAUGAGGGUGUGUUACCCGGCCUGAAACGGCGUGACAAUGCCGUCGCCUUCCAGGUGCCCACAGAGAACCCCGGUACUCCCCCGCGCCACCAGGAUAGGCUGAAGAAAAUGGAGAGGAGACUAGAGGAGCGACGGGAGAAGGUGAAGAAAAGCUGCCCUGAAUCUCGUGGUGAUCUGAAGAAGCAGCUUAGUGACGCGGAAGUUAGGAGACAGGAGCUGUUAGACGAGAAGACGGCCAGGAUUUCGAAGAAGUUUGCCGAGAAAGCAGCUCAGAUCAAGGCCAAGAAGGAGGCGAGCAGGAUGACCAGCACCGCAUUUCUGAUCACUGCAACCUCUGAUUCCGACGUCAUCGCCACUCGAGCAUCCCAGAGAACCAAACAGCUUGAGAAGCGCCUGGAGGCGAGAAGAGCGCGUGUGGCGAAGAAGGCGACAGUUGACGCACUGGAGACGCGCCAGAACCUCGCCGCUGAACGCCGCCAGGAACACAAGCUGGCUACCGUCUCUAAGGCCAAGAAGCGAGUCCGCUUCUCCCUCCCAGAUGACGAGCCAGGCAGUGAUGGCUACUAAAAGGGAGACGGACCAGACAAGACCAAGGGACCCGGAAGGGACCAACGUUUCUUCCCGGAAACAGCAUUUCUUUCAGGAAAUGUUGAUAUUUCGUCGCCAGUAUUUGAUAACUGUUGUGUUUUAGAGCACUGCGCAAAAACGCUCUUGUUGUUCUUUGAGACCUGAUUGUAAAAAAAAAAAAAUGUUUACAUUUAAAACGUUUUACCAGAAUUGUUUAAAUACAGAGUUAUGCUGUUAAAAUUUCUCCCGAUCGCACCAUAAAGUAUAAAAGUACCCAACUGGACACUGGACGAUACGCAAUGGCGUUCUUCUUUGAGACCUUAUUACAAAAAAAAAAUGUCAACGUUUAAAACGUUUUACCAGAAUUGUGUUUAUAUAGUUAUGCUGUUGAAUUCUUUCCCCCGAUAUCACCAUAAAGUAAUAGUUGGACACUGGAGGAUACAAAAUAUUUGCAAUUUGCAUGAUAUGGUACAGCUCAUCAAUUGUUAAAUUUUGUUCGAAAAUUCCUGGGUUUGUAUCACUAGUUAACCAGAGCAGUAGAGUUUGAAAGUUAAAAGUUUGCAUAACCUACACGAGUUUUGGAAGUUUUAUUUCUUAACAAUGACCAGUUGGUACAUUGUAUUACUUUAUGUUA